Molecule: messenger RNA, 899 nt
Organism: Dissoconium aciculare CBS 342.82
Lineage: Eukaryota; Fungi; Ascomycota; Dothideomycetes; Mycosphaerellales; Dissoconiaceae
Product: Snf7-domain-containing protein
Exons: 3
Coding region: 138-830 (230 amino acids)
Biological process (GO): late endosome to vacuole transport; endosome transport via multivesicular body sorting pathway; protein transport
Cellular component (GO): multivesicular body; ESCRT III complex
Source: RefSeq, a predicted model, not a curated record
UCUGCCGCAUCCCAUCCGCCAAGACCAAGCACGCGUUCAGAGCUGCGACUUGCGAUCGCGGUGUCGUAUCUGGCGUAAACACGAUCUUGCGCUAUCAAGUCAUGCUCUCAUAACGGCAACGGCCGAUCAGCACCAACAUGGACAAUGUUCGGCGAUUCUUCUAUGGGCCCACGCCCGAGGAGCAGAAGCGCAAAUGUAGCGCGCUCCUGCGUGCGAAUACUCGCAAACUUGACCGUGACAUCAUGAACCUCAAAACCCUCGAAUCCCAAACUCGGACUCGAAUCAUACAGGCAUCAAAACGUGCCCAACGCAACCCCUCUCAGGCGAAACAGGCUGCGCAGGAGACGCGCAUUUUCGCAAAGGAGAUGGUGCGCAUGAGGAAACAGACCCAACGGCUCACGACCAGCAAGGCCACAUUGGCGAGUGUUGGCAUGCAGGUCAACGAAGCAUUCGCGAUGCGAAAAAUUGAAGGCAGCAUUAGGACGAGCGUGGGAAUAAUGAAGGAUGUCAACACCCUUGUGCGCCUUCCGGAGCUUACCGGUACCAUGCGGGAACUGUCGCAGGAGCUGGUCAAAGCGGGCAUCAUUGAAGAAAUGGUCAGUGAUUCCAUGCCCAAUCAGGACGAACUUGAGGAUGAGGAGGAGGAGGCCGAGGCCGAAGUGGAUAAGAUUUUGGGCGAGAUCUUAACUGAGAAGGUCUCGGCACCGGGAGCACAACUACCGGCCGGGCCAUCUGCCCCGAUAGACUCGCAGGAGGCGGAAGAGGAGGAUCUAGACUCGGAGGAGAUGCUCGCGCAGAUGCGUGGGAGACUCCAGGCACUCAAGAGUUGAUUUUCUCGUCGUCAGGACCAUUUUGUGCAAGCUCACGCCUAUGAAUUCUUCUCAAUUGUAAUCGUCGAA